This is a messenger RNA of Suillus paluster, 1213 nucleotides long. RefSeq lists its product as uncharacterized. The transcript is spliced from 6 exons. Lineage: Eukaryota; Fungi; Basidiomycota; Agaricomycetes; Boletales; Suillaceae. The coding region runs from base 195 to 1058 and encodes 287 amino acids. The record is from RefSeq and is a predicted model, not a curated record.
GUUGCUGAAGGAUAUGUGAUACCCAGUUUUGUUCGUGUCAUAAUCUUCCCAGUGCACAGCAAGGCUGUGAGAUUCAAAUCCCAUCAUUUAUUCAUAUGAUCAUAUUUGAUAAGUCUAAAUCCGACCUGCGCCUCAUGGCUCUGCUUGAGUAGCCAGCGCUCUUUCUUUACUCGACUGCUCAUUGCAUUAUAUUAAUGCCACCAAACGCAGGUCGCAAGUUCAUUGAUCUCAUCAGACAGUCCACUGCAAAGUGGGCUAACUGGGAUCCACCUAUACCCGUACAAGUCGGCGCAUAUGGCAAGCUGAAUACCGAAACGGGCGAACUGGACGUCGAGGGCAACAUCUAUGAUCCGGAGUUCCAGAUGAUGCUGGAUAAGGUGGACGGGAAGCUGAAGCUAGCAAAUUAUCCUGCUCAGACUGGUGCUGUGGAAGAGGACUUCAUAGUGUGUACGAUGGGUGUGCGGCGGAACGAUCUCAGGACUGAUGGAGAACUAAAUGUCCCUGGUCUUGCCCAAGCAUCUAUCAAAGGAGAGUGGCAGUUUCAGAGGGGCAAGCGCGGUGCUCUGUUGAUCAUGCACAAUCCGAGGCAGGAAUAUGUUCCGCGCGGCAGGGUUUUAGAGACGCUGUACAAGGUCCCAGAGCUCAGGGACAUGCACAUCGUCAUCUCCAUCUUCAAAUGUCCUGCCUACACCAUAUACCUUUCCGACAAAAGUGGAGAGAAGAUUUCCUUGGCACUUACUCCCAACGAGAAUCCAGCUGAACCCCAACAGUGGUGGUCGGAUACGAAUGCGAGUAUGCUGCGGAAGGGGCAACACAAGGAUUAUAUGUUCACACCGCUGUAUGGGCUCAAACGCAAGUUACCAUUGAUCCGGCGUCUCAUGCGAGACUCUCCGAUACCUGAUCCUGAGGGCGAUGACUUCUGGGUAGACGUGCAUGUGCCAUGGGAUCCCCUAGAUGAGGACGGUGACGAGGACUAUUCAUAUGGGGACGAAGAGGAAGUGGAUGAGUGGGCGGAAAACCCGGGGAGACAGGAGGAUGAUCCCGAAUGGGACAGCUGAUGAUCUCCUCUUGCUUGUCAUGAAUUUUUUUAGGAAUAGCUAUUCCCCAUUAUGAUUUCUUCACCCAGUCGAUCUUAUCAUUGUUGUAGCAUCGUCGCAAUUUGUAUUAGCAUGACCAUUAUAACAAUAUUGGCCUUUGAGGCCAUUUUUAUCUA